This is a messenger RNA of Eurytemora carolleeae, 2402 nucleotides long. Its product is annotated as glycogen synthase kinase-3 beta. Gene Ontology annotation, molecular function: ATP binding; protein serine/threonine kinase activity. The record is from RefSeq and is a predicted model, not a curated record. Gene Ontology annotation, cellular component: cytoplasm; nucleus; axon. The coding region runs from base 216 to 1451 and encodes 411 amino acids. The transcript is spliced from 15 exons. NCBI's taxonomy places the organism in Eukaryota, Metazoa, Arthropoda, Copepoda, Calanoida, Temoridae. Gene Ontology annotation, biological process: protein phosphorylation; negative regulation of canonical Wnt signaling pathway; signal transduction.
UCACUAGUGGCACAACAGCUGUAAUCAAAAUGGCGGUGGUCUAAGUUGCGCAGUAAAAUAUAAAAUUGAACAUAUUCUACGGUUGACAAAUCGUUGUUAUACGAUUGCAAAUUGUAUUUUUGUUGACAAUAAAUUAAGAAUUAAAGUGGUGAAUUGAUGAGAAGAAAUUUUGCUCCGAGUUUAACAGUUUUCGAUGGAACUACUCCAGCAGGAGUAUGAGUAGUAGUAGACCCCGCACAACAUCAUUUGUUGAGUCUCAGAAGUCUGGGUCACAAAGUUUUGGAGGCAUGAAGAUCUCAAGCAAAGAUGGUAGCAAGGUGAUGACGGUAAUUGCUAGUCCGGGCCAGGGUCCUGAUAGAUCCACAGAGGUGUCCUACACCGAUACUAAGGUUAUUGGAAAUGGAAGUUUUGGAGUUGUGUAUCAAGCCAAGCUGUGUGAGAGUGGGGAGAUGGUCGCUAUUAAGAAAGUUCUUCAGGAUAAGAGGUUUAAAAAUCGUGAGCUUCAAAUCAUGCGACGUUUAGAUCACUGCAACAUUGUCAAACUUCUUUACUUCUUCUACACUAGCGGAGAGAAAAAGGACGAGAUUUACUUGAACCUUGUACUGGAGUUCAUCCCUGAGACCGUGUACAAGGUGGCGAGGCAGUACAGUAAACAAAAACAGACGAUCCCAGUGACGUUUAUCAAGCUGUACAUGUAUCAGCUGUUCCGCUCUUUGGCUUACAUUCAUUCAAACGGAAUCUGCCAUAGGGAUAUCAAACCCCAGAACUUACUUCUGGAUCCUGAGAGUGGGAUUCUUAAACUUUGCGAUUUUGGGAGUGCUAAGCACUUGGUUCGAGGAGAACCUAAUGUUUCCUACAUCUGCUCCAGAUAUUACCGGGCUCCUGAACUCAUUUUUGGAGCAACUGAUUAUACAACAAACAUUGAUGUUUGGUCAGCAGGAUGUGUGUUUGCUGAACUCAUGCUGGGUCAACCUAUCUUCCCUGGAGAUAGUGGAGUAGAUCAGCUAGUAGAGAUAAUAAAGGUCCUGGGUACCCCCACGAGGGAGCAGAUCAAAGAAAUGAAUCCAAACUACACGGAGUUCAAGUUCCCACAGAUCAAAGCACAUCCAUGGCCGAAGGUUUUCCGUGCCCGUACUAGUCCUGAAGCUAUAGACUUGGUCUCCAGACUACUGGAGUAUACUCCUUCUGCUAGGAUUACACCUCUACAGGCGUGUGCACACACCUUCUUUGAUGAGCUACGGGAGGUUGGAACUAAACUACCAAAUGGUAGAGAACUACCUCCUCUUUUUAACUUUACAGAACAGGAGUUAAAAACCCAACCAGCCCUGAACAGUCAACUCAUUCCUGUUCAUCUUCAAUCUACCCUAGCUGAUGCACCAGCAGAGGAAGCAGUAGUCGACACACAGGAUAGACAGGAUGCUGCUAUGGCACCUCAAGCUUCAAGCUCUUGAAUCCAUUCUCCCAGCUGUUAAACUUCAAGGAUUUAGCUGUCUAGUACAGAUGUGACUAGGCCAGCUGUUACCAGCUGUUCUAUCUAUCUAGUUAGCUGUUACCAGCUGGAUUUAUCUGUCUGGUUAACUGAAACGAGAACAGUUCUAAAUGUAUUUAUCGGGUAGUGUAUUCACUAUUCACUACACCGGCAGGGAUAUAAACACAGAAUUAUAUAUAUAUAUAUAUAUGUAAAUAUAAACAACAACUACAACCCCUUCUCCUCCUGCAGUACACAUGUACACCCCUACACCUAACCUACAGAUUCUGUACAUAAAUGUUGCACUUAAUAUCUCGGAAGGAAUAAAAUUAUUUCAAGUUCCAAGUUUCGACUUCCUAUUCACAUCUGAAAUAAAUUGAAAUUUAGAAUUUGGAUUCCUGGCUUCCCCCCCCCCCCCUCUAUCUCUUACACUAUGUGUCAGUUUAUCCUAUCCUUAGUUUUGACAUUGUCCAACUAUUUGGUCUGUAUGGAAAAUUUUACUCGUAUAAAUGUUCUCAUGAAUUAACAUUCGUCUAAUCUUCGAGACGAUUUCUGUAAUUAUUUCGCUUUUUUUCUGCAAUCAAUAGAUUCUUCAUCUGAUUAGCGCCAUUUUUUUUUAAAUUAGGAAAAUGUUGUCAAAUCUUAUUAAAUUCAAAUACUUAAAUGCUCCCUCUGUAACUCUGUAAUUAACAGGGUUGAUUAUUAUCUCGUGUAAAUAUAGUUUUAUCCCAGUUUAACACUGCGAAACCAUUAACGAAUAGAGACCGCGGCAUUUUAUCCCGUUUAAACUAGAUUUCCCGGAUUUAGCGCCGAGCACUGCGGCUUUUACGUUGUACUAGACUGUAUAGUGUAUAUCUUCGCUGGAUUUUACGUACUUUGUUUUGUAAAUAUGUUAACCGUUGUCUUAUUGAAAUAUAUAUAGGUAAUAUAUAAA